GCAGCGCCCGGCUGCCGCGGGUGCCUCCCCCUAUGGAGCAACCUCGCCAUGGAGCCCCUCACAGAGCUCAGCCAGGAAGGCGCGGGUGGCGGGGAGCCGCCGGGCGGCGGGCCGCUCUGGACCGCAGUCUUCGAGUACGAGGCGUGCGGCGAGGACGAGCUGAGCCUGCGGCCGGGGGACGUGGUGCAGGUGCUGUCCCGGGACUCGCACGUGUCCGGCGACGAGGGUUGGUGGACGGGCAAGAUCGACCAGCGGGUCGGCAUCUUCCGCAACUACGUGAGCAGCGGCGCAGGGGGCGGCACGGAGCUGCGGGCCCGUUACCCGCCACCCCCCGCUAUACAAUUGUUGGAGAUCGACUUCUCAGAGCUUGUUCUGGAAGAAAUCAUUGGCAUAGGGGGUUUUGGAAAAGUGUACCGAGCUGUCUGGGUAGGAGAUGAGGUUGCUGUCAAGGCAGCUCGCUACGACCCCGACGAGGACAUCAGCCAGACCAUUGAGAAUGUCCGCCAAGAGGCCAAGCUCUUUGCCAUGUUAAAGCAUCCCAACAUCAUUGCCCUCAGGGGUGUGUGUUUGAAGGAACCUAAUCUUUGCCUGAUCAUGGAAUUUGCCCGUGGAGGAUCUCUAAAUAGGGUGCUGUCUGGUAAAAGGAUACCUCCUGACAUCCUGGUGAACUGGGCAGUCCAGAUUGCCAGGGGAAUGAACUACCUGCACGAGGAAGCAAUUGUUCCCAUAAUUCACCGUGACCUGAAGUCCAGCAACAUACUGAUACUCGAAAAGGUGGAAAAUGGAGAUCUGAGCAACAAGAUAUUGAAGAUCACGGAUUUCGGCUUGGCCAGGGAAUGGCAUAAAACCACCAAAAUGAGUGCAGCUGGGACAUAUGCCUGGAUGGCUCCCGAGGUCAUCCGCUCCUCCAUGUUCUCCAAAGGCAGCGAUGUCUGGAGUUAUGGUGUGCUGCUCUGGGAGCUGCUGACAGGAGAAGUACCAUUCCGAGGAAUUGAUGGUCUUGCAGUAGCAUACGGUGUUGCCAUGAAUAAACUUGCCCUUCCAAUCCCUUCCACUUGUCCAGAGCCUUUUGCCAAACUCAUGGAAGAUUGUUGGAAUCCUGACCCACACUCACGACCUUCCUUUGCCAGUAUCCUAGACCAUCUUACUGCCAUAGAAGAGUCUGGUUUCUUUGAAAUGCCCAAAGAUUCCUUCCACUCCCUGCAGGAAGACUGGAAACAAGAGAUCCAAGAGAUGUUUGAUCAGCUCAGAGCCAAAGAAAAGGAGCUGCGCACAUGGGAAGAGGAGCUGACUCGUGCUGCUGUGGAGCAGAAGAACCAUGAGGAGUUGCUCCGAAGGAGGGAACAGGAGCUGGCAGAACGUGAGAUAGACAUCCUGGAAAGGGAGCUCAACAUCAUCAUCCACCAGCUGUGUCAGGAGAAGCCUCGGGUGAAGAAACGCAUGGGGAAGUUCAAGAGAAACCGGCUCAAGUUAAAAGAUGGCAACCAUAUCAGCCUCCCUUCAGAUUUCCAGCAUAAAUUCACUGUGCAGGCUUCUCCAACGAUGGAUAAAAGGAAAAGCUUAAUCAGUAGCUGCUCCAGCCCUCCUGCAAGUCCUACCAUUAUUCCCAGACUCAGGGCCAUACAGUUGACUCCUGCUGAAAGCAGUAAAACAUGGGGACGAAGCUCAGUCCUUCCAAAGGAGGAAGGAGAGGAAGAAGAGAAGAGAGGCCAGAAGAAAAAGGGGCGCACCUGGGGACCAAGCUCACUUUGUCACAAGGAACUAGGAGCAGGAGAAGAUGGUUUGAAAGCUCUGGUAGAAGGAUACAAACAAUGGUCAUCCAGUGCACCAAACCUUGGGAAGAUCCAGAGAACUGCACCUGCUUUUCCAGGAUUCACCAGCUUAGCAGAGAUGGAUGAUGAAGACAGCGAAUGUCUGAAUGGAGAGGGAAAAGUGCACCCUUCACCCGGGCACAACCAGUCAUACCUCUGCAUCCCAUUUCAGAAGAAUGAAGACUGGGAGGGUCCUUCUAGUGAUGCCAACGAGGAGGCCACCCCUGUCAACUCUGCUACCAGCACCCCGCAGCUGACACCCACCAACAGCCUCAAGCGUAGUGGCUCCCACCACAAGCGCUGCGAGGUGGCGUUGCUUGGCUGUGGAGCUGUGCUGGCUGCUGCAGGCCUGGGGUUUGACCUCUUAGAAGCAGGGAAGUGUCAGCUGCUGAUUGAGGAGGAGCCAGAGGCACCCAAGGAAGAGAAGAAGAAGCGUGACAGCAUUUUCCAGAGAACGGGACGCCCACGCAGGAGCACCAGUCCACCUUCCCGGAAAAUCUUCAAGAAAGAGGAUCCCAUGUUGUUGCUAGGAGAGCCAUCCACAUCCCUCACCCUUCUGUCCCUGUCUUCCAUUUCCGAAUGUAAUUCCACCCGCUCCCUGCUGCGCUCAGACAGUGAUGAGAUUGUGGUGUAUGAAAUGCCUGUCAGCCCAGUGACAGUCAAGGCUCCCUUGCCAGCCAUUACCAACCCACUUGUCAACGUCCAGAUCGAGAGGUUCAAACAAGACCCCAACCAGUCCCUGACUCCCACACACGUGACAGUCUCAUCCCACACCCAGCAGAGCGGGCACAGGCGCACGCCUUCCGAUGGGGCCAUCAAAGGCAGUGGACUGGUUGUCAAUGGGUGCCCAACCAGUGGAUGCCCUUCCAGUAGUUGUUUAACUGGAGCACUGGGAGCAGGUGUAUUAAAAACACCGAGUCCAAGUAGAGAUCCCAGCGAGGUCCCUCGCCUGCCAGACCCCAACCUUGUUUUUCCUCCGACCCCAAGACGAUGGAAUGCCCAGCAGGACCCCACCCUGGAAAGACCCAAGACAUUGGAAUUCCUUCCCCGGCCACGUCCUGCAGCCAGCAGGCAGCGACUUGAUCCCUGGUGGUUUGUGUCACCCAGCAACACCAAGGGUGAAUCUUCUGCAAACAGUUCGAGUACUGAUACUCCAAGCAAUCUGGACUCCUGUUUUGCCAGUAGCAGCAGCACUGUAGAAGAGAGACCUGCACUGCCUGCACUGCUUCCUUUCCAGGUGGGUCUUCCUGUAGAGGAGAGGACACUGUUGGACAUAGAUGCUGAGGGGCAGAGCCAGGACAGCACCAUUCCGCUAUGCAGAAGUGAACUUGACACACAAAAAGCUGCAGCAUAUGAACUCAAGCAAGAAUUCUGGUCUUAGUAUGAAACCCACUGGGGACGCUGAGCCCCUCUAAAUUCAAUUCUCCUUUUUGCACUGAGAAUGCACUUUGAAGACAGAUGAGAUGGAGGGAUGCUACAGAGAUCAUAUGGUGCUGCCUCUGCUGAAGAUACGUUGUUCAACUGCCUGAUUUUUGUCAGCAGUUGGAUGUAGUUUGGUAACUCAGAGCUGCUGACUUUUGCUGUGGGGUUUUUCUGUAGUCUCCCCUGCCCUGUUAUUGCAGUUUGAAUCUGCAAUCAGAUAAAAUUAUCAUAUCAAAGUCUUUGUUACUGACCUUGUAGGAUUUGGCACUUGCAGUAAGUAUAUUGGUAUCUAUCCUGGUAUUAAUCAGUAUUUUCAAAAUUCAAAUAUUACACUGCAGGAAACACCAGUGUUUGGUGCUUUCCCAAGACAUCUAGGACAGAAACAAGUAAAUAACUAGAGGCUAUGUCCUCUGAAAUGUGUUCAGAUCAUUAAGUAGGCCUGGGAAUCAUGGUACUCCCACUGAAGAAGCAGAAGUAGCUGUCUUAGACUUGCUCAUCCUCCUUUGCUCAAGUGAAUAGUUCAAGGUGGAACAGAUUGCAGAGGAAGGGCUUGGUAUCUCCACUGAUAAAGGUCUUUGAGAACAGGCUGUUGGGAACAAGUAGAUGUAGUUGAUCCUGGCUUCAGGGCAGGUUGGAUGGGCUUCAGUGAUCUUUUGAGGUCCCUCUCAAUCCUGUCUUUCUUGGACCCUCUGCUUUCAAAAACCUGAAGGCUUAUGGUAUGGCUGUUUACUCUAGUUUGCUUUUUUUGUUCCAAAUUUUGAGUCCAUCUCCUUCCUUUUCCCACCCCCUGUGUACCAGGCUCAUGGUCAAGCUGCCACAGCUUUGGGAAGGGGCUCUGCAGGAACUCUUUACUUAAAGUUGUGUUGGCUUGCAGAAGUUACGUAUACCCUCACUCUCUUUUUUCUUCCUGUUUUUCUUCCUUUCUUAAGCUUUUUAGGAGUGGCUGUUGAAACCCAGGACUGUUCUUACACACACUGUUUAAGGCUCUUUUGAAAUGGAGGCUUACGUUGUUAGUAGUUGGAUUGUGUAAACAGGAAUCAGAACAUCUGGAUUCUUUUUUUAUGUUGUCACUGACUCACUGUGUGACCUUGGGCAAAUAAUGUAACCUCUGUGCCUGAAUUUCCCCAUCUGUAAAUAAUAGGGAUAAUACCUACCUCACAGGGGGAGGGGGUUGGGACAGGUGUAAUAGGUAGAAAGUCCUUUUGAGUGUAAGGCACUCUAGACAUGUAAAACAUGAUUCUUGUUCAAGUGUGUAAAAAAUCCUAACUCUGGAGCAAGAACAGACCCCUGGUUUGAAGGAGAAGUCACACACAAAUGAAGUGUGCCUAUGCUUACAGUUUUCUGUAUGGUCUGCAAGUGUGCCUGUGCCUCUGCAGAUGUCUCUUACUGGCUUUAAGGAGAGCUUCACCCUUCCCCAGUUUUGGCAUUAUAAAUAAGGGAUGUGGCCUUGGUAUGAGUGUAAUAGCAUAGUCUGCUUUAAAGCAGGGUAUGCAGUAUAUUUAACUCUUUUUGUAGAGAACUGUGCUCAUUUUGGUAAUCUACUGACCAUUUGGGUGCAAAUAACUGGUUUGGGAGUGCUGCCAAUGCAGUGUACAACCUGUUAGGGCAGCCCAAUCCUGUUGUGAAGGCCCUGUAGCUGAAUACUUUGCAGCUGUCAGCACAGAGAACCUGUGUGUCCAGGUGUUUGUAACCUAAUGAUAAAACCCAGCAUGUGUCAGGAAGUACUGUGCUUAGGGUUUUUUACUUCUGUUUGAGGGCUAAUGGUUUUGUGCUGACAGUAGUCAAGGUCACUGUUUUUUUUUUCCAAGCAAUUACAGUGUGGUUUCAUGUAGAAGGGUCACACAUUUCUUGUUUAUCACAUUCCAUGGAACACGUUUAAUGGCAGGAUUACUUUUUGCUGCCCUCCCCACUGAAUGCUGCAGAGCUAGCCUUAAUGAUGCUACACUGGCUGCUGAAGCUGAACAGACUGUUGACUGUGUAGGGAAGGUAUUCUAGUGUCAGGCUUUUUUUUAAUUUUUAUUUUAAAAAGAAAAAUUGCAUUUCUGACCUUUUGUUAAAUGUAGACCUUUAAUGAUUUCUUAAGCAUUCAUUCUUUUGCUUUACAUGUCUGAAAACUCAGUUUGUGAUCCCAAGACUGAAAACCAGACAAAACCCACCCAAAUGGAUGGUUAAUUUUGAUUGUGCUGUAGAAAAAAAACCUCAAGGAAAGACCAAUCAGAGGCUCUAUUGAGGGACUUAAAAGCAGGAAAUUAAAAGCAUCUCUUUUUCAUAGUCUCCCUUACCAGUUCAAAAACUCCGAAACAAAACUGGAUCAGCUGUUCCAAAAUGCAAUGGUUUCUAUCCCAAAAGUGUCAUUACAAAUGUCAUAGGAAGCAUCUGCUCUGCAAAGACAUCCUGUGGAAUUUGAAAAGAAAAAUAUUAAUUUACUUACAUGGAAUGGAAGGUUACCUCUCUAGGUCAAAUUGUUUAAACUUAGCCCACUAAACUUUCUGAUGAUUGGCUUAUUGCUUUCAGCAGGUGAACCGCAAGGUUUCUGUCAAGUUGUCAGCUGUAAAACCAGGUUGCUCUGUCAUCUUUUUUCCUUAUUAAAGUUGAGGAUGAACUAUCAAACCCCCCUGCCCCUUCUCUUCCUUUUAGAUAACCACUUGGCAGAGGUGCUGUGAAAUAUUAGGAAUAUUUUUCUCCAAAAACCAUGUUCCCUAACACCAAAUGGACAUUGGUACAUCAAAGGAGCUGGGUAGGACAGGUGACAAGGAGUCAGGAUGCAAACCAGGGUUUCCAACUUAGAUAUUGUCUAUUGCAAAGAGACAGAAACACUAGGUAGAAGUAUAAUGUUUGGCUUUUUUUUUUUUUUAAUACUUAGAUGCAAUCAUUUUCAUUGAAUUCAGCAUGUGAAAUAAAAGCAGGCACUCAUUAAGCAUCAACCCAUAGCUGUCCUCCACUUGGGAGCCCUGUGGCUAACCUGAGGUGUCAGGCAAGAGGAAUCUGUUGUAGAACCCAGGCUAUUGGCUUUAGCAGGUGCUGGGGUAUUCCCUGGCAGGCAGAGGGGGCUCUCAAGGCAAACAGUUGUCAGGUGUUUUACCUUAUGCUUAUGUUCCAGAACUUCUGGAACUGGUGUCCUGAGGCCCAGAGGCAAUACACAUUUAACCUCUUAACCUCUCCCUAUAUCUCUCUCUCCCACCCUGGCUUGGUUUUCUGCCUUUCUUAAUCUGUUGGUUUCUUUUCUUCCCAGUUGAGGGAGGUGCUCCAGAUUUCGAUAGCAGUGCUUCAGAGUAUUCCCCUGGAUACUGAGAAUAUGAGCCCAUCAGCAGAUCUUCUACUUGUUACCAGUAUUCCCAUUUAUCAGGGAGUCAAAACUUCCAGAUAUUACUGGUUGACAUACCUUUCUAACAGUCUUCUUGAGGAAGAUGGUGAAAAACUUGCUAUAAAAAUGUAAAAUUCUUGUUUCCUAAAGAUCUGAAAAAGUUACUUUUUUUUUU
Messenger RNA from Calypte anna (Anna's hummingbird), 6712 nucleotides. It is a transcript of the gene MAP3K9, whose product is annotated as mitogen-activated protein kinase kinase kinase 9. Gene Ontology annotation, biological process: protein phosphorylation. The record is from RefSeq and is a predicted model, not a curated record. NCBI's taxonomy places the organism in Eukaryota, Metazoa, Chordata, Aves, Apodiformes, Trochilidae. Gene Ontology annotation, molecular function: JUN kinase kinase kinase activity; protein binding; ATP binding.